This is a messenger RNA of Aethina tumida (small hive beetle), 838 nucleotides long. RefSeq names its product NADH-ubiquinone oxidoreductase subunit 8-like (gene ND-23). Gene Ontology annotation, biological process: mitochondrial respiratory chain complex I assembly; mitochondrial electron transport, NADH to ubiquinone. Gene Ontology annotation, molecular function: NADH dehydrogenase activity; 4 iron, 4 sulfur cluster binding. The transcript has 3 exons. The record is from RefSeq and is a predicted model, not a curated record. NCBI's taxonomy places the organism in Eukaryota, Metazoa, Arthropoda, Insecta, Coleoptera, Nitidulidae. Gene Ontology annotation, cellular component: membrane. The coding region runs from base 115 to 756 and encodes 213 amino acids.
ACAGUUUUUAUUUCAGUGACUUUGGUGUAGUUUCGCUUAUUGUCACAGAGAGGUCACCACUCUCCCGGUGGUUAUGUCAUUAUUUUGACACAAAUUGUUUAAAAAAGUCGAAAAAUGAGCAACGCGGCUUUGAAAAUCUUCUCCUUGGCCAAAAACGGUUCCAAGGUGUUCAGGCCGAAUGUUCAGACUGUGCAACAAAGAUUCCUUGGCAGUCCACCUAAGGAUGGAUAUGUUUAUGUCAACGACCAGGAACCAUGCAUGAACAUGAAAGAUAUAACUGACAGGGCAGCCCAGACGAUGUUCUUCACCGAACUGGUACGUGGUUUCGGCGUCACGCUCGCGCAUAUCUUCAAAGAACCGGCCACCAUAAACUACCCCUUCGAAAAGGGUCCCCUGAGCCCCCGUUUCCGAGGCGAGCACGCCCUCAGACGUUACCCCUCCGGCGAGGAGCGUUGCAUCGCCUGCAAGCUGUGCGAGGCCAUCUGCCCUGCGCAGGCCAUCACCAUCGAGGCGGAAGAACGGGCUGACGGAUCACGUCGUACCACCCGCUACGACAUCGAUAUGACCAAGUGCAUCUACUGCGGCUUCUGCCAGGAGGCCUGUCCGGUCGACGCCAUCGUCGAGGGACCCAACUUUGAGUUCUCCACCGAGACGCACGAGGAGCUGCUGUACAACAAGGAGAAGCUGCUGGAGAACGGGGACAAGUGGGAGUCUGAGAUUGCCGCUAAUAUUCAUGCUGAUCAUUUGUACCGCUAAUUUUUUAGGUGCACUGUAAUUUAAUUCUGUUGUAGGUAUUUCAAUGUAAAAUGUACAUAAUAAAGUAUUAAAAUGUUGCGUU